Molecule: messenger RNA, 2624 nt
Organism: Nerophis lumbriciformis (worm pipefish)
Lineage: Eukaryota; Metazoa; Chordata; Actinopteri; Syngnathiformes; Syngnathidae
Product: cyclin-O
Source: RefSeq, a predicted model, not a curated record
UUAUGUCAUGGCGUUAACAUUUGGCUAGCAUGCUAACGUGUGCGCAGUGCUUCUUCGCGUCUGAUUGUAUCUUCUUCUUCCAGUACUUGACGCUUCAUCACGAAACUGAUAAGCAUGAAUACGUCAGCUUUAAAGUGACAUUUCCUAUCCUAGCACUCCUAAAUAAAGUCAAUGUUUGCUAUGUAGCUUUCUAGCUAGGCUAGAAAAACAUGCUAGUAGCUGCUAGCCGCUAAUGCUAGCUAACAUGCAGCACAGUCAACCGUUCGCCUCGAAGAUAACUUUCUAUCUUUUAAUUUAUGAUAAUUGAUAUUUUCAUACCUUUAAAAUGACGAUAGAGGACAUCGUCGAAGGUUGGGCUGUUUAUUUUAACGGUGGUCUUGCAUUGAAUUUAGCAAGUGCACGGCUCGUCUGUUUAGAAGCAGCGAGCGUUUAUGUUCCGCCCACAGCAGAGAGAGAAUGGCUUCGCUUGUAUGGAUACACAUUAUUUAAAAAAUAUGUAUAACCAACAACUGCAUAUUUAAUACAUCGCAUGUAAUACAUUUCAGUUAUUAAAUAUAUAUUUUUAAAUGAUUUAGAUUUUGAACUCUUUUUAAAUUCUUUUUUUUUGUUUAUUACUUAUUUGUUUAAAAUGUCAGGUAAGUGUUUUGCAUAUAGUCCAUAUUUGCAGAUACAAAUCCUAAUUCCAACAUUGUUUGGCUUUCUUCUCGUCGCUCCUGUUACCGUGGUAACGGGGAGAGCGAAGCGGACGAGCGCGGAAGACCCCGGGAAAAGUGACGUCACUGAGCCGCUCUCGCCAUCCAUCGGUUAAACUCUGACCUUAGCAGUCGAUGAUGAUGAUGGUGCUCAACGGGGACGGCGGUUCCGCUCGCAAACGGGUUCAGCAGACGGACCGGUACCGGAAGCAGAAACUUGUGUCGAGAUUGAGCGACUCCGGUUUCGAGGAAGACUUGGCUGCUUGUGUCCCGACGUGUUCUUCUUCCUCCACCCGGGCAGUCCCGUCGCCGCUGCGGGUGGACGAACCGGGGGACGCGGCAGCCGCGCAACAGUCCAUUUGGUACCAGCAGUACGGUGACGUUGGCUACAGGAUCCAGAGGGAGAGGGAGGCCCUCUUUUAUCCGUGCAAAAGUCUCCUUCUGCAGCCACAAGUGACAGCCGAGGCACGCUGCAAGCUGGUCAGCUGGCUCAUCCCCGUGUGCAAACACUUCCGUCUGUCUUUCGAGUGCUGCUGCCUGGCCGUCAACAUCAUGGACAGGUUCAUGGCGUGCACGCCGGUGGCCGCGGACUGUUUUCAGCUUCUUGGCGUCACCGCGCUGCUCCUUGCCAGCAAAAAGGUGGAGGUGUGCUCCCCAAGUAUCAGUCAUCUCUUGUCGCUGUGCUGUGACGCCUUCACCAAGGAGCAGCUCUGCAACCUGGAGUGUCUCAUCCUGCUGCGCCUCCACUUCCGCCUGGGUUCGCCCACCCUGGCCUUCUUCCUGGACCACUAUGCCAACCGCACGGCGCUUCCCGCACAGUGUGCCAGCCUGGCCCGUAAAGUGUGCGAAUUGAGCCUCGCCGACUGCACCUUCGACAAAUACGCCCCGUCACUGACUGCCAGCUGCGCGCUGAGCCUGGCGUGCGAGUUACUCCAAAAGCAGCGGGCGAAUGCCACAACUUGUCCGCGGGACAGCAUGAUGGCGACUCAGUGUGAGGACACUUCAGCGGCAUGGAGGCCUGAUCUAGCUCAGGAGUGCAGAAACAACCUGAAACUGCUGCUUGCACUCAAUCAGGAGUCAUUAGAUGCAACCUUCAACAUGUGAAAAUAUAUCAUAUUUCACUUUUAUGACGCUGGUCUUGGACUGAUCACCAGUCAGUCAGGGCCGUUAUUGAUCCAUGAUCAUUUCAGUCAAGGUCUGGGGCAAAAGGAAGAUGCAAAUUCAAACAAGAACCAACCAACAGCGAGCAUAUGUUACUAAUAGUUAGUUAAGGGAACUUAUUAAACAAAUACACAUCUAUAUUUGUCACAGUCUGAAGUUAAACUUUGUAAAAACUGCAGUUCGACCUGGAAAAAAAAAUAGCAUUCAAAAUCAGGGUAGGGCAGCCCCUCAUUUUAUCCCUAGCCCUUUCCUGCUCCAUCACUGAUAAAUGAUAAAUAAAUGAUAAAUGGGUUGUACUUGUAUAGCGCUUUUCUACCUUCAAGGUACUCAAAGCGCUUUGACACUACUUCCACAUUUACCCAUUCACACACACAUUCACACACUGAUGGAGGGAGCUGCCAUGCAAGGCGCUAACCAGCACCCAUCAGGAGCAAGGGUGAAGUGUCUUGCUCAGGACACAACGGACAUGACGAGGUUGGUACUAGGUGGGGAUUGAACCAGGGACCCUCGGGUCGCGCACGGCCACUCUUCCACUGCGCCACGCCGUCCCUGAUAAGAAUAUAAUAGCAAAUUUCCACGGACAUUCACAAUGGCACACAGAGUUCAUGCUGGGGUGGAGUCCUGGGCAGCAGGAUGUGCAAAUUUAUGUUUAAAUUAUGUUCAAUUUGUUAUUUUGCACUAGACAUUUUUUGAAAUAUAUAUUUUGAAUUUUGAAUUUUUAUAUUUUAUUAUUUUAUUUUUAUUGCAAUGAUUUCACAAAAUUAUACAAUA